AUUUCAGCGGGGAGUGUCUCGGAUCCUGGGAGGAAGUGAAUGAUUCGCGUUUGUACUUGACUAGGAGAAAUCAUAUUGUUGGGGAAAUUAAGCGUGUAUCCACCGAAUUUUAGCCGAUAAAUGAGAUUAAACCGGUGGACGUACGUCUUCUGUCACGGUAUGGUUUAAAAGGAUACUCGUUUUUGGACUCAGAACUUCAUAGCUUUGGAUCAACUUACGUUCACAGGAGGUUGGAGGAGGACACACUUUGCUAUUGUUCCAGCACACACGAGAGUGUGUGUGUGUUUUUGUGUAUGUGUGUAUUAAACUGCCCUUUGGCUUUAUGGCUACGAAUUUGGAACCUAUUUAUGGACUCUCAGAGGAUGAAAAUGAAUCUCGUAUUCUUCGUGUCAAGGUCAUUGCUGGCAUUGAUCUGGCGAAGAAGGACAUCAUUGGUGCCAGUGAUCCAUACGUCAAACUCUCCCUGUAUGUCACUGAUGAAAACCGUGAGCUUGCCUUAGUACAAACGAAAACCAUCAAAAAGACUCUCAAUCCUAAAUGGAAUGAAGAAUUCUAUUUCAGAGUCUGCCCACAGAACCACAGGCUUCUUUUUGAGGUGUUUGAUGAAAACCGCCUGACCAGAGAUGACUUCCUCGGACAGGUUGACGUGCCUCUUACCCAUUUACCGUACAUUGAUUCAGACAAUAAAAUCUCUCACUUACUCUUCUGUCUCACACUUUGUUCUUCUCAGGGUUGGGAAGUGACAGACUCCACUGAUCCAGGUUCACCGAGACCUCAGCAGCUCCUACCUCCGCUGCCUCAGGGCUGGGAAGAGAAGGUCGAUAACCUGGGACGGACAUACUAUGUCAACCACAACAACCGCACCACACAGUGGAAGAGGCCCAGUAGUGUAGAUGUGGUUUCAGAAACGGAAAAUGAUAAUAACUUACGGCAUAUUAACCAAGAAGCCCACAGAGUUUUCCGCUCUCGACGGCACAUUAGCGAAGAUCUGGAAAAUGAGCAGCUGGACAUCAGGGACAUAGAUGAUUCAUGGGAACCCAUAUCAGAGGAGGACCCAACUUUAAUGGCAGAAGGUCUAAACCAUUCUCUGCCCGGACCCUCCUCUUUGGCGAUGCCCCUCUCCAGCACUCCAGGAUUUUCAGAUGAAAUCAGCCUUAGAUUGUCUCUCACUCCAGACAUGAACGGAGAAAUCCCAGGACCCAGCUCUGCUGUGCAAAGUCAUCUUUCCUCUCGGCUACGCUCCUGUAGUAUGACUGAUGGAGUCAGUGAUCAAGCUCCCACACCGACGGGCGAUUGCCUGCCCCAUCUAAAAGCAGCUGUUAUUGCCCAGCAGAGCUCCCAGACCCGACGAACAAGAGCACAAACGGUCACAGGCGUUGAGGACACCAUGUCUCCAUCGGCUUCCUACGCCUUGACCACACCAGGCCUUCCGCCAGGCUGGGAGGAACGCAGAGACCCCAAGGGACGAACAUACUACGUCAACCACAACAACCGUAGCACCACCUGGACGCGGCCCAUUCUGCAGCAGCACACUGAAGAUGGAGCCAGUACCUCAGCUGCGGCAGCAGGAGGCGCUACAGCUGCCACAACCCCCACUUCCACCCCUUCCUCCUCCAGCGGCCAUCUAAGCGAACCACAAGUGCGAAGAGCCCGUAGCCUCAGUUCCCCCACUGUCACUCUCUCUUCCUCUCUAGAGGGAGCCAAUAACGCCCAGAUACGGCGAGCCGUAAAGGACACGCUUUCCAACCCUCAGUCCCCGCAGCCGUCUCCCUACAGCUCACCCAAAUCCCAACAUAAAGUAAACCAGAGCUUUCUGCCCCCCGGAUGGGAAAUGAGAAGUGCACCGAAUGGACGGCCGUUCUUUAUCGACCACAACAGCAGAACCACCACAUGGGAAGAUCCUCGCUUAAAGUAUCCUGUUCACAUGAGGACAAAAGCAUCCCUGGACCCUGGCGACCUCGGCCCACUUCUUCCUGGGUGGGAGGAACGAGUGCAUGCAGACGGAAGAACCUUUUACAUCGACCAUAACACCAAAAAAACCCAGUGGGAAGACCCUCGCCUCCAGAGUCCUGCCAUAACUGGACCUGCGGUGCCAUAUUCCAGAGAAUUCAAGCAGAAGUAUGACUACUUCAGAAAGAAGUUAAAGAAGCCGGCAGAUAUUCCGAACCGUUUUGAAAUGAAGCUGCACAGGAAUAACAUCUUGGAGGAGUCGUACAGACGCAUCAUGUCCCUGAAGAAACCCGACAAUCUGAAGGCCCGUCUGUGGAUCGAGUUUGAAUCAGAGAAAGGCCUGGACUAUGGGGGCGUGGCCAGAGAAUGGUUCUUCCUGCUCUCCAAGGAGAUGUUUAACCCUUAUUAUGGGCUGUUUGAGUACUCGGCCACAGAUAACUACACCCUUCAGAUCAAUUCAAACUCUGGCCUCUGUAAUGAGGAUCACCUCUCAUACUUCAAGUUCAUCGGUCGGGUGGCAGGCAUGGCUGUUUAUCACGGAAAGCUGUUAGAUGGUUUCUUCAUCAGACCGUUCUAUAAAAUGAUGCUGGGCAAACAGAUCACACUGAAUGAUAUGGAGUCAGUGGACAGUGAAUACUACAACUCUCUCAAGUGGAUUCUGGAAAACGACCCCACAGAACUGGACUUGCGGUUCGCAAUUGAUGAGGACAACUUUGGACAGACAUAUCAGGUGGAUUUAAAGCCAAGCGGAUCAGAGAUGGUUAUAACCAAUGACAACAAAAAAGAAUACAUCGACCUGGUGAUUCAGUGGCGGUUUGUGAACCGGGUCCAGAAACAGAUGAAUGCCUUUUUGGAGGGCUUCACCGAACUCAUUACUAUCGACUUGAUAAAGAUUUUUGAUGAAAACGAACUGGAGCUGCUCAUGUGUGGUCUGGGUGACGUGGAUGUCAAUGACUGGAGGCAGCACACCGUCUAUAAGAAUGGCUUCUGUCCUAAUCACCCUGUAAUCCAGUGGUUCUGGAAGGCCGUGUUGUUAAUGGAUGCCGAAAAGCGGAUCCGACUUUUGCAGUUUGUCACUGGAACAUCCAGAGUGCCAAUGAACGGCUUUGCUGAACUCUACGGCUCCAAUGGGCCGCAGUUGUUUACUAUCGAGCAGUGGGGGACACCUGACAAACUCCCUCGUGCUCACACCUGCUUUAAUCGUCUGGACCUCCCGAUGUACGAGUCGUUUGAAGACCUGCGAGAGAAGCUUCUGAUGGCGGUGGAAAACGCUCAAGGCUUCGAGGGCGUCGACUAAAGAAAUCCCUCUACAUCCACACGAUCUCCUAAUGCAACCGAUGAGCAAAGACAUGUACAACACUCACACACUCACGUCUAUAUUUACAUAUACACACUCUCGAGUUGCCAUUGUACAGCCGGAUCCCAGCGGUUGCAGGUGUGUGAUGUCAGCACAGUAUAUGCAUGUGAUCUGUCUUGCUGGAACAGCAUUGGCAGUGAACCCGUUUGAAUGCCAAACAACCCUCCAGUAUCCCACAAAUCAUGCUCUCUCCUAACACGUUUAAUUUUAAAAUACCAACUCUGAAGCCGUGGUAACUUUUAUACUGAUGGUGAAUAAGGAAUGUCAGUAUUGGGGUGUGGCUUCAGAGUGGGGGUAGCCUUAAUACAGCAUUAAAAAAAAUUCCCAUUUUUGUAUUAAUUUCACAAACAUAAUAUAAGUUCAGUGGAGAGGCAACAAUUAACUCUCUUAUCAGGUCUUACUUACACCAGAUAACCUUAGGAAUCACAGCCAGGAUGAAGGGUGCAUCCUCUUCCUCCCUUAUCCCGCAAGUAUGCCAAGUUCCCCCUUCCUUCCUUCCUUCC
Carassius carassius (crucian carp) is the source of this 3810-nucleotide messenger RNA. Its product is annotated as E3 ubiquitin-protein ligase NEDD4-like. Bases 323 to 3247 code for a protein of 974 amino acids. The transcript is spliced from 30 exons. The record is from RefSeq and is a predicted model, not a curated record. Gene Ontology annotation, molecular function: ubiquitin protein ligase activity; sodium channel inhibitor activity; protein binding. Gene Ontology annotation, biological process: ubiquitin-dependent protein catabolic process; regulation of dendrite morphogenesis. Lineage: Eukaryota; Metazoa; Chordata; Actinopteri; Cypriniformes; Cyprinidae.